Molecule: messenger RNA, 1752 nt
Organism: Sardina pilchardus (European sardine)
Lineage: Eukaryota; Metazoa; Chordata; Actinopteri; Clupeiformes; Clupeidae
Product: NACHT, LRR and PYD domains-containing protein 12-like
Exons: 4
Coding region: 1-1752 (583 amino acids)
Biological process (GO): intracellular signal transduction
Molecular function (GO): protein binding
Source: RefSeq, a predicted model, not a curated record
AUGUUCAGUAAGUCAAAGAUCAUCUUCAUAUUUGAUGGUUUGGACGAGAGCAAACUCUCCCUGAAAGGAAAAAGGGACGUAUUUGAUCCCCUGAAGGAUGAUGUGUCCGUGAGUGUUCUCAUACCCAACCUCAUAAAUGGCAAUCUUCUGUCUUCUGCUCUUAUUUGGAUAACCUCUCGACCAGCAGCUGUCAGGCAGAUUGAUUCAACACACAUAGACAGGUGGACUGAAGUACAAGGGUUCAAUGACCAACAGAAGGCUGAUUACUUCUGGAAGAAAAUUAAGGAUGAAGACGAAGCGGAAAAAGCCAUCACUCACAUUAAAAGGUCAAAGAGCCUCUACAUCAUGUGCCACAUCCCUGUCUUCUGCUGGAUCUUGGCCACUGUGUUCCUGAAAAUGGUCAAUCAUUCUAGCACACUUGACUUGCCUCAAACUCUGACUGAAGUUUACAUAUACUUUCUACUCAUUCAGACCAACAGGAAGAACCAAAAGUAUGCAGACGGUUUUGAACCAGAUGGACAUAAACUGCUUGAGUGCAACAGUGAGAUUAUUUUAAAACUGUCCAAACUAGCCUUUGAAGAACUAAAGAAGCGUAAUAUCUUGUUUUACGAAAACGACUUGAAAGAGUGUGGCAUUGAUGUAAAUGAGCCAUCAUUGUACUCUGGGAUGUGCACUGAGUUCUUCAAAAGCGAAGAUGUUUUCACCAAACAUAAAGUUUUUUGUUUUGUGCAUCUGAGCAUUCAGGAGUUUCUAGCUGCUUUCUUUGUGUUCUACUCCUAUGUGAAUAAGACAGUAGAAAUCCAGAGACUUUUUAUUGCCCAAGUAGAUGAAGACACAGCUACUACCAUACAGGGCCCAAUUCCUAAGAAGACAAAAGUCUUCUUUAAGAUAAUAGGACGUUUGAGUGCCUAUGUGAGAGACAGACAACUUCCCAUGACUGCUUUCUUGCAAACUGCAGUAGACAGAACUGUAGAGAGUAAAGAUGGACACCUGGACCUUUUCCUUCGCUUCCUCUUGGGUAUCUCACUGGAGCCCAACCAGAAACAUCUGCGAAGACUUCUGACGAACACGGAGAGCUGCCCAGACAGUGUCAAGAACAUCGCAGAGUACAUUAAAGAAAUUCUGAGUGACAACACCAAAUCCACGGAAAGAUGCAUGAAUCUCUUACUGUGUUUGCUUGAACUGAAGGAUGACUCUCUUCAGCAGGAGAUUCAGCAGUAUAUGAACUCAGGAAAAGAGCUGUCACCCGCCCAAUGUUCAACCCUGGCCUAUAUAAUUUUGGUGUCAGAGGAUGCCCUGGAUGAGUUUGACCUGAUUAAGUACAAGACAACAACUGAGGGACGUAGGAGACUGCUUGUGGUACUACGGAUUUGCAGGAGGGCCCGAUUGGUUGGUUGGGGCAUUGGAGAAGAUUCCUGUGGAGUCCUAACUUCUGCUCUUCAGUCAGAAAACAAGCUGUUGAAAAAGCUUGACCUGACCGGUAACCCUCUGGGGAAUUCUGGAGUGAAUGUGUUGUCCACUGGCCUGAGGCAUGCUAACUGCAGAGUGGAGACAUUGAGACUUGCUGACUGUACACUCACAAGCAACGCUUGCAAGCCAUUGGCCACGGUUCUGCAGUCAGACAACUCCCACUUGAAAGAAUUGGACCUGACCAACAAUGACUUGAAAGAUUCUGGAGGGAAGGAGCUGUGUGUUGCGCUUGGACACAAGAACUGUAAACUCGAGGUCUUGAUAAAGGUUGUGAGUUCUUAG